Molecule: messenger RNA, 1534 nt
Organism: Mercurialis annua (annual mercury)
Lineage: Eukaryota; Viridiplantae; Streptophyta; Magnoliopsida; Malpighiales; Euphorbiaceae
Product: probable xyloglucan endotransglucosylase/hydrolase protein 28
Exons: 4
Coding region: 173-1186 (337 amino acids)
Biological process (GO): xyloglucan metabolic process; cell wall biogenesis
Cellular component (GO): cell wall; apoplast
Molecular function (GO): hydrolase activity, hydrolyzing O-glycosyl compounds; xyloglucan:xyloglucosyl transferase activity
Source: RefSeq, a predicted model, not a curated record
AAUGACAUCCCCCUUCUCUUUCUUCUCUCACUAGCCUCUCUCUCUCUAACUCCAUUCCUAUACAAGAGAGAUUAAUUUUUUUCUUCUUCUUCAUCACCACCAUUAAUUUUCUCAAGUACCCAAUAAAAAAUAAUCAUAAUAGUACUAAAAAGAUUACAACUUUACCAUAAAAAUGGUGGUUUUUAAGAUGGGUUCUUCUUUAUUUCUGUUGUUUUUCAUUUUAUUUUGUGUUACUGUUAGUGGAUAUGGAAAAGAUUUGAGUUUGCCUGUUAUACCAUUUGAUGAAGGGUAUUCUCAUCUUUUUGGUGAUGAUAAUUUGGUCAUUCAUAAAGAUGGCAACACUGUUCAUUUGUUGCUCAAUGAAAGAACAGGGUCUGGAUUUGUUUCUCAGGACCUUUACUUACAUGGGUUCUUCAGUGCUUCUAUUAAGCUGCCUGCUGAUUAUACUGCUGGUGUUGUUGUUGCUUUCUAUAUGUCGAACGGUGAUAUAUUCGAGAAGAAUCACGACGAAAUUGACUUCGAGUUCUUGGGUAAUAUUAGAGGCAAAGAUUGGAGGAUUCAGACUAAUAUAUAUGGUAAUGGUAGCACCAACGUUGGUCGAGAAGAAAGAUACAGUCUUUGGUUUGAUCCUUCUGACGAGUUUCAUCAGUACAGCGUCUUAUGGACCGAUUCACAAAUCACAUUUUACGUCGAUAAUAUUCCCAUUCGAGAGGUGAAAAGAACAGCAUCCAUGGGAGGUGAUUUCCCUUCUAAGCCAAUGUCUUUGUAUGCAACAAUAUGGGACGGUUCUGAUUGGGCGACAAAUGGAGGAAAAUAUAGAGUAAAUUACAAAUACGCCCCUUACGUUACUUCCUUCUCCGACUUUGUGCUGCAUGGAUGUGCUGUCGAUCCAAUUGAACAGAUUUCAAAAUGCGACACUGCACCGAAUUCCGAAGCAAUCCCUACCGGCGUCACUCCUGCCCAAAGAAUUAAGAUGGAGGCUUUUCGGAGAAAGUACAUGACAUAUUCUUACUGCUACGAUCAAACUCGGUACAAGAGCCCUCCAUCAGAGUGCACGAUCAACACCCAAGAAGCAGAACGACUCAAAUCAUUCGAUCCCGUUACAUUCGGCGGAGGCAGACGCCACCGCGGAAAACACCAUCGCAGAAGCCGAGCAAGCAACGCGAACGACGCAAUUUCCAUUUGAGGGAGUUUGCAUAUGUCACAAAAGGGAAGAUCAUCAUUGCCAUCAUUAUUAAAGAAAGAUUAUGCUGAUUUAGCUGGAGUCAUCAGUUAUUUUUUGUGAAUAGAGGAGAAAAAAGAUCAUAGAUUUUCAUUGGGGUGGUUGAGAAGGUUGAUUGGUAUGUAUAUAGUUUCAUACCUAUUAUUAGUUUUAUUUUAUUUUAUUAUUUUUCCUUGAUUUAUAAUAUCAUUGAUGAUGUGUUGUCUUCUUUUAAUUUAAAAUGGCUUUUACAAAUUGAAUUUGGUGAUGAUUUUCUGUACUUUUGAAGGACCCAUAGGUUCAAUAAAUAAAAAAAGAAGACAUCUUUUAUUA